Vanessa tameamea is the source of this 1704-nucleotide messenger RNA. RefSeq names its product STAM-binding protein-like A. The transcript has 9 exons. Bases 197 to 1387 code for a protein of 396 amino acids. Gene Ontology annotation, molecular function: K63-linked deubiquitinase activity; metal-dependent deubiquitinase activity; protein binding. Gene Ontology annotation, biological process: protein K63-linked deubiquitination. NCBI's taxonomy places the organism in Eukaryota, Metazoa, Arthropoda, Insecta, Lepidoptera, Nymphalidae. Gene Ontology annotation, cellular component: endosome; membrane. The record is from RefSeq and is a predicted model, not a curated record.
UCAAAUGUCAAUUGUCAAACGAAAUAUCAAAAAGAUGUCAGACUUCUGUUGUUUGUAUUUUAAUUUAUUUUUAUUAUCAGUGUAUUAAUUUACAACUCCAUCAACCGAGGUUUUUUUCAUUUUAAAGCUUAGUUAUUUUAAAUAUAACCGAAAGGGUAGGAAAGUUUUACUUAGUUGCUUAAGCUACACAAUUAGAAUGCAGUCAACUGAAAAACGCAGUAAAUCAUUGGACCUUGCUUCCAUGGAACCGACAACUAGAGUGAAGCAGCUGGCUAAUUACGGGGCUAUGGUCGAAGUUGAUCCAAAUGUUCCGCCAAGGAGGUAUUAUAGAUCAGGCUUAGAGAUGGUGAGAAUGGCUAAUGUGUAUUUAGCAGAAGGUAGCCUUGAAAAUGCCUACAUAUUGUAUAUGAAAUUUAUGACAUUAUUUUUGGAGAAAAUAAGGAAACAUCCAGAAUAUAAUACUGUACCUAUUGAAGUGAAAUCUGUGAACCAAUCUAUGUUAAAAGAGGUGAUGCCAAAGGCUGAAAAACUGAAACAGAAGCUGUUAGAACAAUUCAAAAAAGAACAUGUGUAUUAUAUAGAGAAUGAGGAAAAAAGAAGAAUAGCAGAAGAAGCUAGAAAAAAGCAGGAACAGGAUGAUGCAAAGUUGGCACAGCGCCUUCAGGCUGAUGAGAAUAGACAAGAUGGACAUCCAACUUCACCUCACUUACUUAAUGCAGAAGAAUGGGCAGUUACUCCAUCUGCACCUCCAGUGGAUGGGGUUCUAUAUCCUGAUGAUUUUGCAUCAGAGCCUCCUCGAGCAACACUCAUACCACCCCCCAGGCCACAGCAGUCGGGCGCGGCGCUGCUGGGCUCGCGCCGCCUGCGCGCCGUGCGCGUGCCGGCCGCGCUGCUGGCGCGCUUCCUGGCGCUGGCGGCCGACAACACGGCGCGCAACGUGGAGCUCUGCGGCAUCCUCGCCGGGAUACUGGAACGUGAUCAGCUAAAAAUAACUCACGUGGUCGUCCCGAAGCAGACGGGCACAGCGGACUCGUGCAGCACUAACAACGAGGAAGAGAUCUUCCAUUACCAGGACCAGCACAACCUCAUCACACUCGGCUGGAUCCAUACGCACCCCACGCAGACUGCGUUCCUGUCGUCAGUAGACCUUCACACGCAGUGCUCGUAUCAGCUGAUGAUGCCUGAAGCCAUAGCCAUUGUCUGCGCGCCCAAAUAUAAUGAAACUGGAUACUUCGCGCUCACGCCGGAGUACGGCAUGCAGUACAUCGCCAACUGCCGCCAGACCGGCUUCCACCCGCAUCCCAACGACCCGCCGCUCUUCUAUACGGUUUCCCACAUCCGCAUAGACAACACGGCGCCCGUGGAGAUGGUGGACCUGAGAAGAUGAACUCUCCCGCCACACGCUUCCAUAGCUUACGUCGGUUGCAGUAUUUUUAUACGGGGACUAUCAAGUGUAUUAGGAUAGGAUCUUUGCACACAACGCUACUGCGAGUUACUAAGCCGUGUCUACACUAAGUGUUUGGUUAAUUUCAUCAAAUGAAUUCUAAAUUAAACUAAUAUUUAUUUUUAAUACUAGCAAGGCUUUUGGAGAUUAUUUAUGAAUAAAAAGUUAAACUAAUAUCAACGAUUUGAUAGUUUUAUAUGUACAGAGUCAGUCCAGUGAAUAACUCAUGAUCUCAAUUAUAAUACGAGGAUACAAAUGUU